Molecule: messenger RNA, 402 nt
Organism: Vicia villosa (hairy vetch)
Lineage: Eukaryota; Viridiplantae; Streptophyta; Magnoliopsida; Fabales; Fabaceae
Exons: 3
Coding region: 1-402 (133 amino acids)
Molecular function (GO): protein binding
Source: RefSeq, a predicted model, not a curated record
AUGGAAGAUGACAAAAUUUCGGAGCAAGAAAAGGAAGAUGACCAGCCUAAGGAGUUCUGGGACCUAGUAUUGGGAGACGAUUGGGAUGAAGUAAUUAAAAAAUACAAUGAAGACAGUAAUUUUCACAAGAUAGAUAUCAAGGGAAGAGGAACAGCAUUACACGUGGCAGUAAGCAUGGGACGACGCGACGAAGUAGUGAAAAGUCUUGUAGAAGCAAUAGAAAAGCUUGGUGAUGAAAGUAGUUUGAAAAUGAUGAAUGAAAUAGGUGCUACUCCUCUUCAUGUUACAGCAUAUGCAGGAUUCCUAGAUGUGUGUAAACUUAUAAUUAGAAAAGAAGAUCAAAGGAAAUAUUUGAUUCAAGUGAAAUUUUUUGACGGGAAACACCACUUUUUUGGGUUGUGA